AUGGACUUGAUCAGUGGAUCAGGGUGUUUUCCCCUGAUGUUGGUAGUGAUAAUUACUAUGUUCACUCUUUCAGAUUGCUAUGAUCCUCUGGAUCCUAUUGGAAAUAUAUUGGUUACGUAUGACAUUGUUAGAUGGACAGAAGAUGGUUACCAGGCAAGGAUAACUAUUCAAAACUACUACAAGUAUAGACACAUCGAGAAACCGGGCUGGCAACUAGGGUGGACAUGGGCAGCUAAUGAGGUUAUUUGGUCAAUGUCUGGUGCUUUCGCCACUCAACAAGGGAAUUGUUCAGCCUUCAAGUCUAAAAUUCCACAUUGUUGCAAGAAAAAUCCUAUUAUAGUUGACCUCGCGCCAGAAGCUCCACCAGAGAAAAGAUUAGAUGGUUGCUGUCAUGGUGGACUUCUUGCUGCCUCAGCUAUCAAUCCUUCCAAUUCUAGUGCAUCCUUUGAGAUGAAAGUUGGAAACGUAAGGGGAAAUUAUACAACUCACAAGCCUCUAAAUCCCACUCUAAGGGCUCCAGGACCUGGUUAUACUUGUGAUGAAUUUAUUGACACAGAUCCAACAACAUCUUUGGUUAUAGAAGGACAAAGACAAGAACAAGUAAUCAGGACAUGGAAAUCAACAUGCACCUACUCAACUUUCUUGGCCAACAACUCGCCAACCUGUUGUGUUUCUCUUUCAACAUUUUACAAUCCUGAGGUGACACCAUGCAAUUUGUGUAGCUGUGGAUGUAAAUUAGCUGACAAUGAGGCAAAAUCAUGCAUUGGACAAAGUUCAUCAUCACCAUAUGAGCGCGAGCUACUUCAGUGUACUGAUCAUAUGUGUCCACUUCGGGUUCACUGGCACAUUAAGAAGAACUACAGGAAUUAUUGGAGGGUGAAACUCACUGUUUCCAAUUACAACUUAGGUAAAAACUAUUCCAACUGGAAUUUGGUAGUCCAACAUCCUGGUUUUAGCCAGCAGGCAACUGUCUUCAGCUUCAACCAUACAAUGCUCUCUACCGUUGGUGUCCCAGAUGAAGUUGCACUCUUUUGGGGUUUAGAUUUCUACAACGACGCUUUGUUGCAAGCUGAAGAGAAGCAAGUGGGAUCUGUGACUACAGAGAUACUUUUACUUAAGGACAUGACCUCAUUUACACUCAGUAAUGGAUGGGCAUUUCCAAGGAGAAUAUAUUUCAAUGGUGAGAACUGUGAAAUGCCUCUUCCACAGACUUUCCCUAUGCUUCCAAAUGGUAGCUCAAGGGAAAAACCUUGUAAUAGUCAUCUUUCUGUUCUACUACUGUCGAUAUAUUUGACUUAUAAAACACUUAAUUUCUGGUCAUAA
Molecule: messenger RNA, 1323 nt
Organism: Solanum stenotomum
Lineage: Eukaryota; Viridiplantae; Streptophyta; Magnoliopsida; Solanales; Solanaceae
Product: COBRA-like protein 1
Exons: 6
Coding region: 1-1323 (440 amino acids)
Biological process (GO): cellulose microfibril organization; plant-type cell wall cellulose biosynthetic process
Cellular component (GO): plasma membrane
Source: RefSeq, a predicted model, not a curated record